AUGAAAUUCUUGGGCACCUCAUGGUCCAUAGACAUUCCCAAAACCUCUUCAUUUGUUAAAGUCACGGCCCUUGCACUCUUCUCCCUCGCCCUCCUCAUCCUCUUCACCCGUUACUCCACCACCUACUUUUUCCUCCCCUUCUCCUCCGAUGCCGCUGUCUCCGCCAAUGCCUCAUCUUCUGCUGUCGUGGUUUCCUCUCCUUCUCCACCACCACCACCGAACAUCAUCCUUACUCCUCCGUCGCCCUCCCCAAUAGUGGAGACGAUGGGUCUGCUGGACGAAGACGGCAUAAUGAUAGACAAUUUCACCGUCGGCGACUCUUCGGAUUUGCGCUUGCCAGAGGAUUUUGGGAACUCCAGCUAUUUGCGAGGGGCGAGCGAACGUGAGCAUGUUGGCGGCGGGGCCCGUGCAAGGUUGUCAGUGGAGAGCUACAAGGUGUGCGAUCAGCGAAUGGUGAAUUAUGUGCCGUGUUUGGACCGCACGAGUACUAUUGCGAAGAUGAGUUCGAGCGAGAAAGGGGAGAAGUACGAGCGGCACUGCGCGGCCGAAAGGAAGGGGUUGAAUUGCUUGGUGCCUAUGCCAAAAGGGUACCGAAGGCCCAUCCUUUGGCCCAGGAGUAGAGAUGAGGUUUGGUUUGAUAAUAUACCCCAUAUGCGUCUUGUUGAAUAUAAAGCUGGCCAGAAUUUGAUAUCAGUAAAGAAGGAUAAAUUUGUGUUUCCUAGCGAUGGACUACAAUUUAUACAUGGUGGAUUACAAAUUAUACAUGGUGCUGACAAAUAUCUGGAUCAAAUUUCAGCGAUGGUUCCUGAUAUUGCAUUUGGUUACAACACUAAAGUUGCUUUAGACAUUGGCUGUGGGGUGGUAAGUUUUAGUGCAUUUUUGAUGCAACGUAAUGUGACCACUCUUUCAAUAGCAAUUAAAGAUAUUCAUGAAAAUCAGAUUCAGUUUGCCCUAGAGCGCGGUGUGCCUGCCAUGGUAGCAGUUUUUGCUACUCACCGCAUGUUGUUCCCUACCCAGGCUUUUGACCUGAUCCAUUGUUCAAGAUGUAAAGUGAACUUUACCUGUGAUGAUGGAAUUUUGCUUCUUGAGGUCGAUAGGCUUCUAAGGGCAGGUGGCUACUUCAUCUGGGCAGCACAACCUAUUUUCAAACAUGAAGAGAUCCUUCAAGAACAAUGGAAAGAAAUUGAGGACCUGGCAAGUUCCAUAUGUUGGAAACUUGUAAAGAAGGAGGGAUACAUUGCUAUAUGGCAGAAACCUAUGAACAAUAGCUGCUACCAUAGCCGUGACAAUGCUGUUCAUCCUCCUUUGUGUGAAUCCAAUGAUGAUCCAGAUGAUGUUUGGUAUGUUGGUCUGAAGGCAUGCAUCACUCAGUUACCUAGUAAUGAAUACGGAGCAAAUGUUUCUAAGUGGCCUGCAAGACUUCAUCAACCACCAGACAAACUUCAAAGCAUCAAACACGAUGCGUCUUUAUCCAGAAAAGAACUUUUUCAUGCCGAAUCAAAGUAUUGGAAUGAAAUAAUUGAUAGUUAUGUUCGUGUUUUUCUAUGGAAGGAAUACAAUCUAAGAAAUGUAAUGGAUAUGAGAGCAGGAUUUGGAGGGUUUGCUGCAGCAUUGCAUGAUCUCCAGAUUGACUGUUGGGUUAUCAAUGUUGUUCCUAUGAACGGAUUCAAUACUUUGCCUAUUUUAUAUGACCGUGGACUAAUUGGAGUUAUGCAUGAUUGGUGUGAGCCGUUUGAUACAUACCCACAAACAUAUGAUUUGCUGCAUGCAUCGGGUCUCUUUUCUAUUGAAAAGAACAGGAAAAAGUGUAAUAUGUCAACCAUCAUGCUAGAGAUGGAUCGGAUGCUAAGACCAGGUGGGCAUGUAUAUAUACGUGACACAAUACAUGUUAUUAAUGAACUUGAUGAAAUUGCAACUGCCAUGGGAUGGAUGAAUGUGCAGAAUGAUGUAGGCGAAGGUCCUAAUACAAGUUGGAGGAUAUUAAGGUCUGAGAAGCACUUUUGA
Messenger RNA from Arachis stenosperma, 2004 nucleotides. RefSeq names its product probable methyltransferase PMT10. The transcript is spliced from 9 exons. Gene Ontology annotation, cellular component: cytoplasm; endosome; trans-Golgi network. Gene Ontology annotation, molecular function: methyltransferase activity. Bases 1 to 2004 code for a protein of 667 amino acids. NCBI's taxonomy places the organism in Eukaryota, Viridiplantae, Streptophyta, Magnoliopsida, Fabales, Fabaceae. The record is from RefSeq and is a predicted model, not a curated record.